Echinops telfairi (small Madagascar hedgehog) is the source of this 1008-nucleotide messenger RNA. RefSeq names its product SAM pointed domain containing ETS transcription factor (gene SPDEF). The coding region runs from base 1 to 1008 and encodes 335 amino acids. The transcript has 5 exons. Gene Ontology annotation, biological process: cell differentiation; regulation of transcription by RNA polymerase II. The record is from RefSeq and is a predicted model, not a curated record. Gene Ontology annotation, cellular component: nucleus. Lineage: Eukaryota; Metazoa; Chordata; Mammalia; Afrosoricida; Tenrecidae. Gene Ontology annotation, molecular function: DNA-binding transcription factor activity, RNA polymerase II-specific; sequence-specific DNA binding.
AUGGGCAGCGCCAGCCCGGGCCUGAGCAGCACGGCCUCCGGCCGCCUGCUGCUGUCCGCCGACUCGGCGCUGAGGACCGGCCUGGACAAGGCAGCGGUGGGAGCACUGGGGCCCGAGAGACGGGACUGGAGCCCCAGCCCGCCUGCCACGCCCGAGCAGGGCCUAUCCGCCUUCUAUCUCUCGUACUUUGACAUGCUGUACCCGGAGGACAGCGGCUGGGAGGCCAAGGGCCCCGGGGCCGGCGCUCAGGAGGAGGCACCGGAGGAGCCUGAGCAGUGCCCUGUCAUCGACAGCCAGGCCCCGGGGGGCAGCCUGGACGUGGCCCCCGGCGGGCUGGCCCUGGAGGAGCACUCGCUGGAGCAGGUGCAGUCCAUGGUGGUGGGCGAAGUGCUCAAGGACAUCGAGACAGCCUGUAAGCUGCUCAGCAUCACCGCAGACCCCGUGGACUGGAGCCCUGGCAAUGUGCAGAAGUGGCUCCUGUGGACAGAACACCAGUACCGGCUGCCCCCCGUGGGCAAGGCCUUCCAGGAGCUGGCGGGCAAGGAGCUGUGUGCCAUGUCUGAGGAGCAGUUCCGCCAGCGCUCGCCCCUGGGGGGCGAACUGCUGCAUGCCCACCUGGACAUCUGGAAGUCAGCGGCCUGGAUGCAAGAGAGGACCUUGCCUGGGGCAAUUCACUACUGUGCCUCCACCAGCGAGGAGAGCUGGACCGACAGUGAGGUGGACUCAUCUUGCCCUGGGCAGCCCAUCCACCUGUGGCAGUUCCUGAAGGAGCUGCUGCUCAAGCCCCACAGUUACGGCCGCUUCAUCCGGUGGCUCAACAAAGAGAAGGGCAUCUUCAAAAUCGAGGACUCGGCCCAGGUGGCCCGGCUGUGGGGCAUCCGGAAGAACCGGCCCGCCAUGAACUACGACAAGCUGAGCCGCUCCAUCCGCCAGUAUUACAAGAAGGGCAUCAUCAGGAAGCCGGAUGUCUCCCAGCGCCUGGUCUACCAGUUUGUGCACCCCAUCUGA